AAUAAAAUAAGAUAAAAAUCUUGUAUAGUUUGGUUUUGUAAAAUAAAAUUAGUUUAGUUUUGUGAAAAAAGAGCCAAUAUUUCGAAAUAAAGUUUAGUGCUUAACUAACCAUUUUUGCAAAUAAUCAUCACUUCAAACUCUAUGCUGCAAAACUCUUCACUAACGGGGCGAUUUAAAACGUUACAUAUUGACCAAAAGCUUUCAAUUUCACGGCGUUAAACGAGGUCGAAUAAAUAUUUGUACUUUACCGACAGUUAAAUGAUGCAGUAAAACCGCUAAUAAUUGUUAGCGAUUGCUGUAGUUGCACGAUCCUUUGUCGGAAGAUAUCAGAAAUAUAGUUAAAUAUUAUUUCGUUCCGACAUAUCGGUCAACAGGCGUUACCGCAGCUGUGUCUGAUAUUAAUUUGAAUUGAAACAAUAUAAAUAUGAGUGGAAACUCUAUUGGGAAGGUUGAGGAAUUUCGUCUGAAACGGAAGGUCGGAUUCUGGAGCGGUGUUGCUAUAGUUACCAGCGCCAUGGUUGGUUCCGGUAUUUUCGUAUCUCCGGGUGGAGUUGUAAGUGCUGUCCAUGGUAGUGUUGGGCUCAGUAUGGUUGUAUGGGUUGUGUGUGGAAUAGUGGCCGCCCUGUCCACACUUUGCUACUGCGAAUUGGGAGCAGCAUUGAAAGAGUCCGGGGGUGACUUUGUCAACUUUGAAAUCGCGUAUGGAAAGAUGGUUUCAUACAUGUAUGUUAUGACCUUUAUAUUUAUGGAUGUCGGUAGCGGUAUUUCUUUGCAAGUCUUCGCUGCUUAUUUUAUCAGUGGAUUUAUUGGUGCCGGGUGCAAAGCUCCCGAUAUUUUCAUUAAACUUGUGGCCUGUUUGCUUUUAAUAAGCCUGAGCUUCCUAAACAGCAGAAGCGUACGUUCGGUUGUAAAGAUCGAAAUAGUUUUCACAGUUGGAAAGUUCCUAGCAAUGUGCCUAAUCAGCAUUGGAGGGAUAAUACGUCUUGUAAACGGAGAUCCAGUGGGCAAAGAAAACUUUCAGAAUGCAUUUGCUAGCGAGGGCAUGGCAGGUAUUACAGCAGGCGACAUCGGAAUUGCAUUUUACCAGGGCAUGUUUUCCUACACCGGGUGGAUGGUUCUGAACACAAUAGCGGAGGAGGUAACGGACGUUGGACGUAAUCUACCAAGAGCAUCGUUGUUUUCUCUCCUCAUCGUAACUGUUAUGUACAUGAUUGUAAAUAUUGGCUACUUUUCAGUUCUUUCUGUGGAAGAAAUGAUGACGUCACCAGCGGUUGCCGUGACGUUUGCUAACCAAGUCUUAGGACCAAUGGCGUGGAUUAUCCCGUUUACCGUGUGUGUGUCAACACUUGGCAACCAAAACGGCGCAUGUCUUCUACGGGGAAGGUUGCCGUUUGUUGCUGCAAGGAAAGGAUAUUUACCAAAAAUAUUUUCAAUGAUUCAUGUGAAGUAUUACACUCCCGUACCUUCGCUCAUUCUUAACGCUUUUUUCGGCAUAAUAUUCAUAUUAUGUGGGGACGUCCAAUUUUUGAUCAACGGAUUCGGAUUUGUUAUGUGGACAGUUUAUGGUCUCAGUGCAGCAAGUGUUAUAAUUCUGAGAUACAAAAAGCCAAAUAUAACAAGACCUUACCGGCGUAACGCAACAUUGUCUUGAAAUGCUGAAACACAAAAAUCGGACUAAGUUUGCGGUCGAAGAACAUUUCCAUUGAAGAAUGAUCACCGAAUAAUUGGAGAAUAUGAAACUUACCUUUUUAUUGCAAAGCAUUUUCCAACAAGGAUUCAAUUUCGAUGGUAUCAGCGGCACUGAAUGGGAAAAAAGUUGUGAUUAAUAGUUUUUUUUUAAGUUGUUUUGAUUCUUUGCUUAAGUGAUAAACUACAUUAUUCACUCAUUCAAAUAUUGAAAUAGAGUAUUUUUCGCUAAAACAAACUACAUUCGUGAGACUAUACUUAGGGUCUGCUAUAGGUAGUGAAGUUUUAUUUACCAAAGUUUACAGAUGAUAUAGGGAUAAUAUUUACUCUAGAAUGCAACAAUAUAAAAAACUUACUCUUUUAAUUCUUUGGCACUCUUUUUAUUCUAUUGCCAGCUGAGGACGCAACGACGGCUUGUCCAGAAAUCCUUGUCUUCGCAGGUUGCAGUAUCUCAGAAUAUACCAUUUUCUUAAAAAGCUGUAACAGCUCAAGUCGCUCUAAAGGAAGCAAUGU
Ciona intestinalis (vase tunicate) is the source of this 2199-nucleotide messenger RNA. NCBI's taxonomy places the organism in Eukaryota, Metazoa, Chordata, Ascidiacea, Phlebobranchia, Cionidae. The record is from RefSeq and is a predicted model, not a curated record.